This is a messenger RNA of Trypanosoma grayi, 9456 nucleotides long. Its product is annotated as neurobeachin/beige protein. Bases 1 to 9456 code for a protein of 3151 amino acids. The transcript has a single exon. The record is from RefSeq and is a predicted model, not a curated record. Gene Ontology annotation, molecular function: protein binding. Lineage: Eukaryota; Euglenozoa; Kinetoplastea; Trypanosomatida; Trypanosomatidae.
AUGCUAAAAUUCUUUUUCGUGGGUAGAAAGGUCACUAGCAGCGUGCCUGACAAUGAUGCGGUGCGGCGAGAUCAGCGGGAGGAGAUGGAGUUCGCAUCAUUCCUUGCCGCACCCGCAGCUGCAGGCAUUCGUGCGGAGCUGGACAGUCAUAGAAGCGUAGCAGCGGAGGUGCACCACCCUUCCCCAGUCGACACGGGACUUGAGGGGGUUGUGCUGCAAUUCCUCCAGACGGAAUCAUCGCCAGUCGAUGUACCGGUGAAGUUACUCGUGCUUCUGAUACAGCGUCUAGGCCGUGGCUGUGCUAACUAUGAUGAGGCGGACCUUGUUCCUUUCCUGCGUGUCUCCCUCCCUAACCUUCUUGCGCUGGCAAAUGCGAGUCCAUCUAAGAGUGGUGUAGCGAUGGUGGAGUUGGGGCUUGACGAGCACUUGUUGAUAGUGCUUCAAUUUGUUCGUUCACGACUGAUGAGCCGAACCACUAUGUGGGAUGCUGCUGCUGCGAGGGGUAUAGCCACAAGUGGUGCGGCAGUUGCGUCCGAGAACACAGAGGAAGGUACUUUUAAUACCGACACAAGCAAAAGCAGCGUAGGCGCGGUGCGGCACUCAUACGCUGUUUUGCGCAGGGAGGUGAUGACGAUCCUCCACAAUGUGUUGCGACUGCUGGUUGCUUUGCACGUCGGGGCGAUGCCAAUAGCAAACAACGCUACAGGACUGCCAAACAGUCAACUUGCGAAGGGGCAGGUGCGUUAUCGGUCUGAGAACAACUCCAUUGCAUCACUUGUGACAUUGCCGCACCGCAAUUCCUCAAUAGAAUCACCGAGUUCGACAGGUGUAAUUAGUGUUAGUGGUGACGUUGACCGCUCCGUAGUGCGCGAGUCAAUUGUUGCCGAAUGUGGGCAUCUGUUCCUUUACUGCUCGAAGGGUGUUUUGGACUUGAAUAUGCCGGGGGAGGAGGAGGAGCAGAUGGUGGCGGAGGUGUUGUGCUCGCUGGCGCUCCUUAUACCGAGUUUGUACCAAGAUCCAAGUGAACACAUUGUUCAUGUUUCACUCGCGGGCACUGGUGUUCAACUCGCCCGUUUCCUUGUUGUAAAGGAGCAGAAGGAGUCGGACGUGCUGCUACGCCAGUUGUCAUGCAGCUUGUUGCUUGUCACGAAGCUGCUGCGAGAAUGCCCACUUCUAACCAUCCAGGCUAUGGGCUCUGUAUAUUUCAUUGACAAUCUGGUGGAGGCGCUUCAAGUGAUGGGAACAAGAUACGAGUGCGCCCUUAACGACAAGGGCUACGCGAUAAUGCGAAGCGAGUGUAUGCAGGAGUUGCAGUCUAUCACAGAUAUAGAAGUGUUUCGUGUUCGCAGGAUGUCUGACAAAGUACUGGUACUCCCCCGACCGCGGUUUGACCGUUUGGCCGAUAACAGCAGUGCGGACGAAUUCCUGCAUUGCUAUCUUGGUCUUUUGGAAACACAGCGUCACAUAAAGACUAUGGCGGAGGUGCGAAGCAACUCAGCGGUACUGCGCCAAUUCAUAGAGAUUGAGCUAAGCAUACUCAAGAGUAUUCUAAAUGCCCCUGAGCUUCUUGCACCAGUAUCCUGCAUCUACGACACACUGAUGAAGUAUGUCAUUUACUCACUGCCGCUGAAUGAUGUAGGGGCACCGGAGAAGCAACGUAUUAGUGUUCUGAAACCGUUAUUAAAUGCUGGGCUGUAUCGUAUGCUGUUUCACGAACGUGCCUUAAAGGCAUUUCGAGAAGAUCCACGACUUCAGUACGCGGCGGUGUACCUGCUGCACUACAUGCUUACUCGCCCACCGUCCACAUGGGAAAGGGACACAAUGAGUAGUGUAGAGGAUGAGGUGGGUGUCAUUCUCGACACACUCCUCACUGGUGAGGCGGGUGAUACUCUGCACGAUAAACCGAAUGUCUUGGUGCCUCUCUGUGCCGUCUUGCUAUCGUCUGUCUAUGGUCCCAACUCCGCCUCUGUGGUGGAUGCUAUCUUGCAGAGUAAUGGCAUUGCAUUGUUUGCGACUAUUGCCAACAAAUUUAGCAUUACCGAUGGAAUAGAGAAUCGGGCGGGUAAUAUUGGCGGAUGGGUAACAUACCUGCUUACGCAGUUGAUGCGCCAGCCAGAGAUACAGUGUGGUGUCUUGAAGGAUCAGGCCGGCAUUGCCCUCUCACUUCUCCCCGUGAGGGACAUUCGAAGGGAUGCGGAGCAGAUGCUGACCGCCCUACUCACCCACCGCUGCGCCGAUACGGAGUACCCGCAGCGUAUGGAGUUACUGGUGAAGUUCACAUGGGAGUCUUUGAGUCAUUGUGCGAAGUUGGAUGGAGAAAUCUCUGAGACGACGGUCCCCAUCGAUGCGGAGGACGAAGACCACAUCUUUUUGUCCAUUUUGCAAUGCAUACGAGCUUCUAUUCGUGCUCUUCGCGCGGACUCGCCUUCUUGGGGUCCCGUGCGGCAGUUGCAAAACGUGCUUUGUGGCAGUGCGAGCAGCACACCUGACGCAUUUCUCCGUUUAUUGCAUCGAGCAAACUUACCGUGGAGCGGUGUAAAGGCGUCGCUCGGCCUUUCGUCCAUUCUGCACACCAUUUCCCUGCUUCUGCAGGGAAAUCCCGCCCUGCGUGCCCAUCUUUUCGAGACUGUUAGUGCCGAGCAGCUAGUCGAUUGCUUUAGGAGUGCUUGGUUUGCUUCGCGAGGAGGGUCGUGGCGAAACUUCGUCUAUUGCAUUCUCUCGCUUGUGUACGAGGAGGAUAGUGGCUCACCAGAGGAUGGCCCAUAUGUACGGGGGACCCAAUCAACUCCUAAUUCACCCGUCUCACAUGCGGGUGAGAAGAAUUACACAAUAAUGCAGAAUCCAGAGAUAUUGGUGCCACUAUUGCGUAUUUUCACCACAGUGACAGAGUUUAAGACGAAACACCGUGACGCACUUGAGUACCUCCUUGCCCGUAUCUCACACACAUUGAAAGACUCACGUGUCUCGCUGUGGAUGGUGGCUAAUGUCGGUUUGUUUGAGUCGCUGACGGCGUUGAUUCCUGUUGUUACUGGAACUGCCCUUCUAGAAAUGGUGCUGGCACUCAUGAUGAACAUUGCCACCCACCAUAUUAAUGUACGUGAGACAAAGCAGUUCCUGAUCAGUAUUGUUCAUACAAACAGCGAAGAGGAAAGAUGUCGGUUUGUGCCAAUAGUUAUUGAGGUACUGAAUGUCGCCUCCUACGCUUUUUUUAACCGUCAGACGGAACGACAAAACUACAUCGCCUUCCGCGAGUAUAGUGGACUGACUGGCGUAAAGGCUAUGUUGCCGGACUUCCCUGCAGAUGGCUACUCUGUAUGUAUGUGGUUGCGGUUGGAGCGUCGCGUUGACCGACGUAUGUCGCAAUGCAUCUUCUCGCUGCAAGGGGUAGAGAAGCGAACUGUUUUGGAGGUUGUAGCCACUGCUGAUGGAGUUUUUGUUAUUUUCCAAGAUGCACAGAAAAAGACUCUUGAGCUGGGGUUAAGCUUCAGCCUUACGCCACAGUCGUGGACACAUCUGGCGGUGGUUCAUCGACAGGCCAUCUUUCCAUUUACCAAGAGCGAGUUCGUGCUUUUCAUCAACGGGGCAGAGGUGACGACUGUGUCACAAGUGCAAUACCCACAGUUGUUGCGGGGCUUCUUUUUCAUUGGUACGCGUGGUGAGGACGUUGAGCAGCGCACCUCCGGUGGCUCCUUCACUGGGCAGAUGACCGCCGUGUACUUCUUCAGUCGCGCGCUGUCUGCAAAGGAUGUGAUGGAGCUCUUUGUCGGGGAAACUGAUGUGUUGAAUGUGAAGUCGUACGCCUCGCACGUGGCGGUGUGUGUCGACCCCCGCUUUGGCGAGCGUGGUCAGCUGCGGAACUUGGCGACGUUGCCGCGCGGGAAGCCAUCGGAGAGGCCGCUCAUCACCUACGAGGGUACCGUCGCAUGUAACACCAGCAGCAUCAUAGACUCUAUUUGCGUGCUCGGGGCGCUGCAGACAGUGGUGGUACCGCUGCUUGUUCUGCUGGUGAACCCACAGCUUCCGUUUCAGUGCCGUGUACCCGCGGCGAAGCGCAAGACAGUACCGGAGGCGACGCGUAAGGCGCUGGACGACCUGCUGAAGCUGGUGGAGUCACUGCUCCUUAGCAACAUUGUGCGUGCGGAUGUACUGGAGGUUGGCCUUUUUCCUAUGAUCUCCCACGUGCUGCAGCAGUUCGUCGCCUACCACUGCCCCAACCUUCCACAGCGUUUGUGCAAUCUCUGCACUGCACUUCUGCCGGAUGGCGCCGUCUUCGACGCGGCGUACACAGUUCUCUUUCUCUCUGGGGAUCUACUUCACGCGUGCGCGGAACCAACGCAGCUGAUGCUCAUCAAGACACAAUAUAUUGUGUGCGGCACAAACACUACAUUGCGCCAGCGUGUGAGCGGCCUCGACCUUCUUAGCUUCAUCGCCGGUGAGGUGGCACAUGUAUACAACACGGAAACCACACAUCACUAUGCAAUGCGGACAGAGUUCUUUUCUCUCAUGGAGACAAUCAUGGUGGGUCCUGUCACACUGAAUGACGCAGAGGCUAUUCUCCGUUUGGUGAAGAGUGUGGUGGAAGACAAGAGGGAGGAGACUUCAUUGGUCAUUGAAAUUCUAGAGCGCACCCGACUUCUGGUUGUCAACAGAAACCCUCUCCUUGCUGUUUUUAUGGGCAAGAAGGAGUUCGCCGCAGUUCUCAUUCCACUUCUCGAUGAUGCUCGUGCUGCCCUUCGAAACGAAGCCCUGCUAUUCUUUUGCUUGCUUGUAAGCCGUUCACGGCGGACGCAGGAGUUGCUAAACCCCGCCUUGUUGACAUCUCACGAGGCAGUACAUGUCAUGUACGAUGUUUCCUUGUCGUGGCUGCGAGAUAAACUCCAGGCUGCAGAUGUGGAUGUCGGGCUGUACGAAACGCUUCGUGCGGCCCUAACGGGUCGGUUUGAUGUUUCGUUGAAGGGAUGUGUUGAGAUGGGGGGGAGUGACAAGAUUGUCUUUGCCCCCGCCCUGACACCGCUGCUACAGCUGAUGAAACGCUGCCAGAAUAAGGCAAUGAAGACCAAGGCGAUGCAGGACAUUGCUUCCCUGGUAGAGCACGACCCAUCGUCAUGGAAGGCGAUUGUCUCGGUGCCAGGGUGGUACGCGAGUAUCGUUGAUUUGUAUCUCUCUGAGGAUGAAUCACGCAAUGAACAAUCGAAUGAGGGGUCAGCCCUUUUUGCGGCAACAACGGUUAUAUUUACCCGUUCUGUCUUUCUUGCGCUUCGACAGGAGACAUAUGGGGCAUCUGAGUUGGAGCUUCUGGUGGCCUACCUUGUCCAACAGCGCGCCCAUGUUCUUCUAAAUGCAGUCCUGAUAAGAGUGGUGAAGGAGUACAUAGAAUUGCUUACUGCCCGUCGGGAUGGGAAUGGCGGGACAAAUUUUGUACUUGGUGGCCAAUUGGCUUCUUCAAACUUUACUGCACUUCUCUUCGUGAUUGAGGACGUGCUCUUCUACUCUGCCACAACAUAUCAGGCGUACGGUGUGGUACGGCACCCAGAGCCGCAACGCAAGCGUGGAUAUACUGAAGCGGAUGAAUUAGUGGUGACCGCCGUUGGUCAAAACGCACAGCAAAAACAGGAGCAGUCCCAGUCCCUAUCGCUGUUUCAAGAACCCUGUGAAAUGCCAGAUCGAACCUCAUUCCGUUCUGGUGACCUGAUGUGGAUUCACAAUGCACCUGAUGGUGUGUGGCUACAUGCCUCACUUGCGGCGCGUACAAUGGAUCUUAUCACGGUGCAUAGCACGAUUCUCAACUGGGGUGGAACUAGCAGCAACAGCAGCAGCAGCGGUAAUGGUGGCAUGGACGUCUGUCCACGCGGGCGGCGGCUUCGAAAGGGUGGUUGUAUGCGUCUUUUUGUGCGACUAUUCCGCUUGUUGUGUAGUUUUACGCUACGCAACGAAGCGCAGGUGGACGACAUACUCUUUCUGGCUGCGCGUUGGGUGCAACUUGUAGAGAACGAGCAAGGAUCAUUUAUGCUGCUUCGCCGACAAUUGACGGAGCAGAAGGAACAUUCGCCUCUGUCCAGUUCUAUGAUAAUGAUUCUCAGCUUGCAUGAGCUCCUCACUCGGCGGUUGCGAUUCUCGGUACAAGGACCAUCACUACGCCUUCAAGAUGCCAACCACGAGAUUUUGGACCGCAUCAAGUGCCUCUGCAUCCUUCAUCGAAAAGCCUUCAACCAAAUGCAGGUUUUUCACACGGAGGCGCCGUCGGAUGGUUACGCGCUAGUAACGCUCAAAGGCACACUUGAUUGGCUAUGUUAUCGCGGACGUGUGAGCUCAAUGAGCGACUUUGUGGAGGUGGCCUCUCGCCAGGAUUAUGACGCGUUCAUAUUUAAAUGUACGCUAACGAUGGAACGGGAUCAGUUAACAGAGAAAAGUAUGGUGCAGCACAUCGAGCAGGAGCAUGCCAUGACGAUGGCGCAGCUGCACGAGAUAAUCACCAACCUUAGUGUGGUGCGAAAGACGAUGCUCGACGCGCUGGAGGAGUACCUGCAGGCGACCACGGAACAACGAGAUGAGGUUGUGGCAUCAACUGAGCGAUACACCCCACAGGCGGCUCACACACUCGCCACGGUGGUGUUCAACACUGUGUGGACGCGCUUCCUUGACCGGUGCAAGGGCACCAUUUGGGAUCUUGACCCUGCGGGUCAGCACAGCAUCAAAUACGUCCGGCUACGGGAGGUGGAGCAGCAAUUACUUGUGCGUCGAAAACUGUUGUUCGACUUCAAUGGCACAGACCAUGCGAACAUCACUGCAAUGGGAUCGCUCCCGCCCGAUACACAGCCGCCUGGAACACAGAGCUUGAGCUUGCGCGGCGGGGAGCAGCUGCUACUCUCGUCUGACGAGGCUCGUAAUGAGGACGAAGAGGAUGGAGAAGAGGGAAGGAAGGGGGAAGAGAGUGUGGAAGAUAUCGCCAGUAUUUCGGCUCUCCCGUCGACACAGGAGAUCAACCCAACUGUUCAUUUCUCCAUGGCCUGCGAGGUACCCUAUAUGAUGCAUUGCUGGAGCGCAACUUUAAUGAUCCGAGAAGGGGAUCUCUGCAUCUUUUUCGAUGACGAAAACACAUCGUAUAACCAACGCAUCGCAGAAAAUGUAGAUUCAUUUCUCAUCAAGCCACGUAGUAUUAUCUAUCCAUCUGGGCAUACAUCAAUUCUGGCGCCAGGGCGAAGAUUUCGUAUGCAGCGUAGCGCUCUCGAGUUGUGGUUCCGUGAUGGACGGAGUGUUAUGAUUAAUUUUGCCACCAUAGCAGAUAUGCGCAUUGCCGUGAGCAAUAUACGUACUGCAGCGGAACGACACAAGGUUCCCUAUAUGCCCUUCUACGUAUUCAAUGAGAAUCCAAAGAAAGAGCAACUGCUGCGGCGGCGCACGGAACAAUGGCGUGGCCGCGAGAUCUCCAACUUUGACUACUUGCUGUGGUUAAACUUUUUCGGUGGCCGCACGCUUAAUGACUUGACGCAGUAUCCUGUAUUUCCAUGGGUCCUUUCGGACUACACCAGUGAGCGACUCGAUCUUGAGAACAGCUCCACAUUCCGUGACUUGACGUUACCAGUAGGAAUCUGCGGGGAUCCAAGGUGCCGUGCACGGGUGGAGUUGCGAUACGAAGAGACAAAGCAACUCGGAGAUGUACCGGCGCACUACUUUACCCACUACAGCUCACCUGCUGUUGCGCUCUACUACAUGGUACGCCUGGAGCCUUUUACAACACUGCAGAUCGUCCUGCAGGGGGGGCGCUUUGAUCACGCGGACCGCAUGUUCCACUCGAUGGCCACUUGCUGGCAUGGCGUAACAACCAAUUUACAGGAUGUGCGGGAACUCAUCCCUGAGCUUUUUUACCUUCCUGAGUUGUGCAUAAAUAAGAAUGGUGUGCAGUUUGGGUGCAGGCAAGAGGGGGAACCCAUGGACGCCCUGGAGCUGCCGCCUUGGGCUCACGGGGACCCUUAUGAGUUUAUCUAUUGUAUGCGUGAGUCCCUUGAGUGCGACUAUGUCUCGUCUAUGUUGCAUCAUUGGAUUGAUCUCAUUUUUGGAUACAAGCAGCGUGGCAAAGAAGCUAUCGCCGCCCUCAAUGUCUUUAAUUGGCAUUCUUACGAGGAGCUAGACAAGAAUCACAGCAGCGAUGUGGAUCAGAAGCUGCUGAUUGACUCACUUGACAACAUCGGACAGACUCCUACUCAGCUCUUCACACGGAGUCACGCUGAGCGGCGUCCACAGGAGGUGGCAGAUCCUGUCGUCUGCUUGCUGAAAGCAAUGACUGUUGAUAUCCACCGUACGUGUGCUCGUGUGGCUCGAAUAGUGGUGCUCGGCUCCGACCGCGUUCGUGUUGUUGGCGGAAGUGGCGCCACCAUGUUAUUCCGUCUAGUUGUGACACCUGUCACGAAGCGUGCGUUGGAGGCUAGCACGGUGCCUCCACCGGGAAUGCCUGGCACUGUCCCCGGCGCGAUUGCAACAACAACAACACCAACUUCACUCUCAGGUCGCCUCGGUAAUAGUGGUGUUGGCGGUGGUAUCGCGCCUGGUCGCCCAAGUGUUGACGUGAUAGAGGAGGUAGAGCGGCGGACGGCACCGCUUCCCUCUGGUGUGGUGCCAAGCACCAGUGGCAAGGGCGGCGGCCCCUGCGAGACGGAAAACAUAGCGUUGCUGUGCCUCGACAAUGAGAUGUUUGUCGCGUUUGGUGGCCUCUUUGACAACACAUUUAUGGUAUGCCCGCUGGACUCUUCUUCGGUGUGGAGGGGAGAGCGGCUGAGCGCCCACCGGGGUCGCAUCGUGUGCAUUGCCGCAAGCGCUGAUAGUGAGUACCUUGUGAGCGGUGCGGAGGACACCACAUUUAUUGUGUGGAGUUGCCACCUGAAGCACGGCCACAGCAAAAUACACGUCGACCUUCUCUUUACAGUGUACGGCCACGAGGACAACCCCACCGCGGUGGACAUCAACCCAACACUUGACCUCGUUGCGACAGCCAGCAGGGACGGUGUGCUGAUGCUGCAUAGCGUGACCAGCAGCAGACUCGAGCGCAGCCUGCGUCACCCAGAUAAAUAUCCCAUUGACCGCGUGUUGAUUCAGUCGUCGUGUUUUUUGCCCAAUAUUCUGUAUACUUCUAUGACGGACCACGUGAUACAUCAAAUCAGCAUCAAUGGUGUUGCUAUGCAUUCCUUGGCGGUACCGGGGCGAAUCACAAGCUGGUGCAUAACACCGAAGCAGUACAUCCUUGUCACCACAGCACCAUAUACAAAGUAUAAUGCAUCCGAGGAGUGUGGUGGGACGGCCCUCUUUAUUCAUUCAUUUUAUCUCUCUAUUCUGAAAACUGUUGCUUGCCCAUUGUUGAAUGCUGGCAGUACGCUCUCCUGCUGUGCCGUCCACCCCUGGAACCCUCAGGUUAUUCUCUGUGGAUCAUCGGAAGGGUCGCUGUUGCUCUUACGUGCGGAGUAG